Messenger RNA from Tripterygium wilfordii, 504 nucleotides. RefSeq lists its product as uncharacterized. The coding region runs from base 1 to 504 and encodes 167 amino acids. The record is from RefSeq and is a predicted model, not a curated record. NCBI's taxonomy places the organism in Eukaryota, Viridiplantae, Streptophyta, Magnoliopsida, Celastrales, Celastraceae. The transcript is spliced from 3 exons.
AUGGCACCGUAUGGGCAUUAUAUAGGAGACCUUGUAGAUAAUUGUUGUGCUGGUCAAAGAUUGAAGACAAACCUGAUUGGGCGACGACUUCUGACAACUCAAUCACAUCAGAAGAGUUACACGGAUAGGAGAAGUAGACCUCUAGAGUUUCAAGAGGAGGAUCACGUGUUUUUGAGGGUUAGUCCGAAGCGAGGGGUACAGAGAUUUGGGAGAGCAGGGAAGUUAGCUUCGAGGUUUAUAGAACCAUUUGAGAUUUUGGAGAGAGUGGGGACGAGAUACCAUAGGGAUUCUUCUCAUAUAUUUGAUUGGUCUACCUUGGAGAUUGGUGAGGACGCUACUUUUGAGACACUUCCUACCAGGAUUGCGGAUAGACAGGAGAGACGACUAAUAUUGAAGACCAUAUCCUUAGUCAAGGUGAUAUGGCAGCAUUAUGGAGCUGGGGAGGCGACCUGGGAGUUGGAGUCUGACUUGCGAGCUAGAUACCUAGAGUUAUUCACUACCUAG